Molecule: messenger RNA, 1514 nt
Organism: Desarmillaria tabescens
Lineage: Eukaryota; Fungi; Basidiomycota; Agaricomycetes; Agaricales; Physalacriaceae
Exons: 11
Coding region: 440-1291 (283 amino acids)
Molecular function (GO): hydrolase activity, acting on ester bonds
Source: RefSeq, a predicted model, not a curated record
AUCCUCCAAAAUGCGAAGUUUGUUGACCCCAAAUGAAAAUGUUACAUUUAUGUUCAAAAUUCAGGUUCAUCAAAAAUUUUAAUCUUCCCCCUUAACCGGCCCGGAUAGUGCCGAAAUGCCGAUCUUAAUUCUUUGUAGCGAUGUACGGGGUUGCUCAAGCCCGAAAGCCAGCCCAAGCCCAAGCCAAGCCCACCUUAUGCCAAGCACAAGCCCUAACAGCCAGGCCAGGCCCUGUACAUCGCUAAUUCUUCGACCAACCACCACUACGACGAUGUGUGAUACUAUCCUUUCGGUUGAUAUGACAACAUCUAACCACGCUGCAAGAGGCCCUGGACGGAGAAACGCCGCUAUUAUUCCAGGAAUUAACCAGGACCAGUGCUACGUAUAAGAGUUCUGGUUCCCAAGAAAAACGCUUCGCAUUCCUUCCCCACGUUUGCCUAUGAUCCCCCAAGCACAAGUCUACCUUCUCCUCUUUGCAGCAGUCCUAGGGACCACCAACGCGCAGAACUACUGGUUCAGUUUCGGUGACUCGUACACCCAAACGGCAUUCAACACUACUAGGACUCUCCCGUCUGUGGGUAACCCACUGGGGAACCCUCCCUACCCUGGUGAGACAUCGACCGGAGGCGAAAACUGGCUUUGCGCAUGGAGGCGCAACGAUCUCCGCAGACUUAUGACACCUGAAUUGCCUACCAUCCUUUCACUCACGGACCAGGUCAACCAGUUUCUGACUAACUAUGCGGCUAGACCUUCGACUACGCCGUGGGCAAGCGAGAAUACGUUGUUUUCGGUUUGGAUUGGGAUUAAUGAUAUUCUGAAUACCUAUUACUUGGGGGGUGAUCGGGAUGCGUUCUCAGAUACGCUGGUGGAUGCGUAUAUCGCGCUUAUGGAGGAGCUUGUGCUUCGUGCACAUCUUCGAAGGGAUUGCAAUGUUGGCGCGAGGAACUUUUUGUUCCUGAACGUCCCUCCGUUUGACCGGUCGCCAUUCACGCUCGCACUAUCGACGUCGAGUCAGGCUCUCGAGAAAUCCGUGAUAGAGGGGUUUAACAGUAGGCUCGCAACUCGUGCUGCUGCUCUGGGGGCCAACCAUAGUGAUGUUAAAACUUGGAUAUGGGACUCGAAUGCUGCGUUUACGGCGAUCCUGGAUGAUCCCACCAGUUAUGGUUUCCAGGAUGUGACAAGCUAUGGAGAUGCUGAUGGUCUCUUUUGGCGCGAUAGCCUCCACCCCACGAGCGACGCACAUGCGCUUUUCAGCCAAGACGUUGCAAAGCUCCUCGGAGGAUUUAUGUGAAGGAGGAAUUCUCGUACUUAGCCGGAAUAGUGUUGAUGUAGUAUGACAUUAAGUACCACGACGUUAUCAGAGUGUUGGAUCUGGAUAGGACACUUCUUCGUGCAUAAGACCAGACUUAGAAGAGGGCUUGGAGGGCAGUAGACAGAGUUGACACUAGAGGGAAUUGCCCAAACUUGCCAAUGUAUAUGAUUUCGUUUUUUGGAGGUAUGUUUCAGUUGAUUGU